Diaporthe amygdali is the source of this 1503-nucleotide messenger RNA. RefSeq lists its product as uncharacterized. Gene Ontology annotation, biological process: microtubule anchoring at mitotic spindle pole body; mitotic sister chromatid segregation; protein localization to mitotic spindle pole body. Gene Ontology annotation, molecular function: protein binding. The record is from RefSeq and is a predicted model, not a curated record. Bases 1 to 1503 code for a protein of 500 amino acids. The transcript has 3 exons. Lineage: Eukaryota; Fungi; Ascomycota; Sordariomycetes; Diaporthales; Diaporthaceae. Gene Ontology annotation, cellular component: microtubule organizing center; mitotic spindle; MWP complex.
AUGCGCUUCUCAGACAGCUUCCAGGCUUCAUCUCACUGCGCGCCCAGUCCCCACGGGAGACUCGUGGCAACGCUCUCUGCCUCUUCCCUGCACAUUCGAGCCGUUGAGUCCCUGCAUACCGUCAGAGACAUCGAACUGCCACGCGACUUCUCUGGCCCCGUGACGUCUCUUCAGUGGUCUCCGUCUUCUAGCCUGGUUCUGGUCGCCUCCGCCCAUCAGAUACAUGUUUUUUCCGCCUUGGGCGAUGACUUCCAUGCAACCAUACGCAACCCCCUGCCCCCUGCAUCAAAACCAAUCUUGGUCGGCUUUGGCGCAUCCGACUACCAAAUCUGUCUUUGCGCAUCUCUGGGGCUCAGGUUUGCCAUCUUCGACCUGCGCUCCUCCAGAGCAGUCGAGAUAGCCAAUCCCAAGUUCCAUGCCACACCAUCCGCCUGCUGCAGGGGCUUCUGCUUCCGGCCGCGGACCGGCCACCUGUCGAUUCUGACACGCGUGUCAGGGAAAGACACGAUAAGUAUACACGAUCCUACGUCCAUCGAAGUGCAGAGGUCCUGGUCUCCGGACACAAUCGAUGCCCAGGGCCUAAUCUGGGACCCGGAUGGCCAAUGGCUGUUGACCUGGGAGGCUCCGGCCCAUGGCCACAAAGUCUUGUUCUACACUGCUGAUGGAAACCUCCUCAAGACCUGGUCUGGCCCGCGGCCCCUUGUAGCAGCCGACAGCGAUAUUAGGCUUGGCCCCGGCGUCAAGCUGUUGGAGUUUUCUGCAGAUGCCCGGCGUCUGGCCAUCGGGGACUCUAGUAGGCGCAUAUGCGUCCUCGACAUGGCAUCCGUCACCGAAUCCCUGCGGCUGCAGCACCCCAACAGUAUAGCACCUACAGAUACCCUCCAGGUCUGGCAGGAACAAAUCAGCGCUGCUGGUCACCAUUUUGUCCGUGCCCCACAGACUAUUUUCCCUCCCACCAGCCAGACUGGAGGCAGCGGUUGUGCCCUAGCUGCCUUUGACCCAUCAUCGACUCUUCUUGCUACCAAACUUGAAGAUGCGCCAGGCACCCUCUGGGUCUGGGACAUCGAGGCUGCUGAACUCCGGGCAGUCCUGUUGUUCCAUGGAAACGUGUCAAGGCUUUCGUGGCACCCUACCAUUCGUGAGACCUUGCUCGUGAGUUGCGAAGGUGACUCGCAUAACUCGCUGGCGUUCACGUGGGAUCCUCUGUCCGACGGCCCAAGACCGGCCGACUUCUCUGGUCACCUCUCAAACGGCAAAGUGCAGGUGCUCUGGCUACAAAUAGAUGGGUUGGAAUCAGGCGCUUUGUUUGCUUCAAACAGCGGCCAGUACAUACUGGCUUCUUUGGCCGAUGACGAGGACGAGCCUGUCCCAUGGCCCGCUGGUGACCAGCUUAGUGGCCUGCUGAGCGAGAACUCCCCACGUCGCACAAUUGCGCAUAUCGAAAAUUCGCCUGAAGAGGAAACCAGCGAGCUCGAUGACACCUUUUGUUUCAAAAGAACAUGA